UCUUAUGCUUUUGAAGGUGGCAAAUGUGAACCAUGAACCUUUCUCCCCUCCGUUUAAUUCGCGCUUCGGCUCCAUGGGUGCGUUCGUUCGCGACUACGAGCAAAGGCAUUGAUGAGUUCGGUUUCAGUACCAAAAUCCACGGACGCGACGAUUGGACCGUUGUGACCGACAAAGGGAUCGUGGUUUGUUGGCAUCCGGAAGUUCCUACACCCUAUGAAUUCACGAAGCCAUUGCCUGUUACUGUGAACUCACAAGAUGGGGAGAACCUGAAAAUUCAGCUGAAGGAAGAUCUCAAACAUGUUCGUCGCCCCAAGUACGAAAAAGCCAUGAUUGAUGAAUUGAUGAAAAUGACCUAUACUACGAAGCAUCGAUGGUAUCCAGUGCCCCGUAAGAAGUAUAACAGGAAGCCGACGCGCGAACGUGAUGGAUUCAUCAUGGAACAUUACCGUUUGAAGUGGAAUUCGCAUCACGAGGAAACAUUUGCUGCGUUCGAGUCCUUGUUGGCUGAUGAGGCCUUUUCUGACGUCGUACUCUCGUGCAGAGGGAUGACGAUGCGAGCUCAUCGACUCGUGUUGUCUGCUUGCAGUUCCUACUUCCGGCAGACACUACAAGAACUUGGCCGGGAUUUCCCACAUAACCAGCCGGUGUUGGUGUUCAGAGACACCUCGCCGCAACUGCUAAGCCUGCUACUAACCUACAUGUACCAAGGCGAAGUGGAAGUGCCUUCAGACGUUCUCAAGGACUUGAUGGAUCUCGCCGACAAUCUCGAUGUCAAAGGCCUACGCCAAACAUCCGCCGACAUGGCGAAGCAAACGAAACAAGGAAAAAUUUGGAACCCGAUUGCGGAUUCCGAGACCCCCGUUGGAUCCCCGGGCUCCACGUCAACGGCCGCGUCCCCGUCGCCGUUGAACUUUUGCAUUCAGGAAGUGACGGGGAAAGUGAGUGGGUCUGCGAAGCGUAAAAGACACUUGCCUGUGUCGAAUGGGGGAAGGAAAGAGAAUAACAAUAACGUCAACGGCGUCGAGACUCCCCGAGUCGCACCCGAGUUGAUCCCCCUUGAGGCCCCCGCGAGGAAGAUUGCAUCGCUCAUGUCUUCCACUGCUCCACCCCCUGUGAAUGAGUCUUUCUGCGUUGGAGAAGGAACCUCUGGAGAGGACGAAGAACCUGAGAACUUGACAGUUGGCACACCAAGGUUGGAGGUUCCUGCUGCGGGGGCAAGCAGUGACGACAAAGAGGGCUCUGGAAACGAGGACGAGGGUCUUGCACCGGGCGAAGAAGGUGGAAAGGAUGAAGCCACAUUGCCGCCGGGAAGUCUGCCGUCGGACGUGUCACCUGAAUUCCCGGUGGUGUUCAUAUCGUCCGGCCUGAUGCGCGGCCGCAACAAGGAAGGCAAGGCGGUGCACUUUUGCGCCCGGUGUGGUUACGUGAGUGCGCAUCGCGGCGCCGUCCGACGCCAUUUGCGAACCCACACGGGCGAGAAGCCGUUCCAGUGCGACCUAUGCUGGCGUCGCUUCGCUCGCAAAGAUCACCGCAACGAUCAUCAAGUCCGCUGUUCCGGCGUUCAAAGUCUCCACCGUUCCGCCGCUUUGUUGGCUGCAGCCGCCGCGGCCGCUUCUGCAGUGAAAACCGAAGGCGUCGGAGAAGUGUUCUAGCGCUUGCGUCUGUCUCGCGGGGCGUGUGUGUGUAGUGCUUGCGUGCGUGUGUAAUGUUUUGUUUAGAGGAAAAGGUGUCUUUCGUUAGCGCCAUGACCACCUUUGGCCCUUGUUUUCCCCCUUUGGAAUCCGUGGAGUGAAGAGCACUGUGCGACUCGGGCAUAACUUCAUCACUGGUGUAAUUUCUGCUGAUGGUUUCCGCAAUUUUUCGCCAACUUAAUUCAAAGAGAAAUGCCGUCCUGAUUUACAUUUGAGUCUUCCGAAAUGUCGAAUUCGCUGAUGUGAUACUGCUAAUGUUUCCAUUCAUCGAUGGAAAGUGGCAACACACUUUGACUUAAGACUACAUCAAAGUGACGGAUCAAAGUGAAUCCUUUAAUCGUUUCGAGACUGGAAGUUUUAAUUUGAAACAUGAGUUCUGCGAAUAACUCGUAUUAAAUGAAAGAAGAAGGUUAUUUUCUCUCUUGAGUGAGACCGUUGUGCCAGUUCGCAGAUGUUUCACCCCGCGGAGGAAAAAGGGAAGGCCAGGGCGUGUGUCAUGCUAUGAAGAUAACCGUGUUCUGGGCCACAGGCUUUAGCAGCACCUUUUCGGUUUGGUUUGGUUCUCCACUCGUCGAGCUCAAAGUUCUCAUGUUGAUCUCAAAAGGUUUUAUUUCAGCAUUUGGUUUUUUGUUUGUUUUUUGUUCUCCUUUGUCUCGCAUUCCAGAAACGUCGUAGUGUGAUGGCUUUUUGGUCGAAUCGGUCGCUUUAAAGAAUUUUUUGUGGGGGACGACUUGAAGGAGGAGCAAGCGUGAGAAAUCGUUUGCUGGGUGACGGGGGAUGUGUGGGUUAGUUGUUCAUCCGCUUCGCGUCGGUAAUUUAGAAGUGUUCACAGGGUUAGUUGAUGUACAGAACGUUCUUGUACUCUUUUUCUCUCUCUCCUGUAACUCUCUCAACGUUGCCGAAAAAAUAAUCUUCGAGUACAAAGUCUUCCGUGCCUCUUCCUAAUCCUCGAGAAGAAGAAGAAAAAAAGAUGGAGUAUAUUCUUGAUCUAGAUAUGGAAAUCGUAUUAGGCAUUAGUUGGAAUUUUCUCGAUUUCCAAACACUCCCCAUUGUUUCUCAGGUUUUUCAACAUUAUUCGAGAUCUCUGAUUAUACCGUCCCGAAAAAAAAUCUCGUCUUGUAAGUUGUGUCGAAAAGCUUUUCAAGUCCCGAAGUCUGCAAGGCAUUGAUUUAUUUUCCCGCUACAGAGGUGUCGCCUGAAUCUCAUUAACAAAUGUCUUUUUUUUGGCUUAGAAAAGCAUUAAGCCUUUUUUUUGAGUUUUUUGGACUACGUACGGUCAAGUUACACAGUACGUUUAAUGGCCAUUCAGACGACGCCCACUUUUCCCUUUCCAGAAUAAAAUGCCAGAAUGUGAGAGAAGAAUUCAAGCAUUAAUUACGCAAAUAUAAUUUUACGAGUAUGAGAAGAAGCGAGUUUUAAGACUUCGGUUGAUCCGGAGAUGGAUGUUGACGGAGAAGCAGUUGAAGCUCAUGAUCAUUUCGAAAAAAAGCCCCGGAUUAUGAAGUCUUGAAUGAUAUUUCUAAACUUUGAUACUAUACUUCGGAUGAAGAAAUUUUUAAAAGACGAUUUUUUCAGUUUUUCAUUCUGCGAAGUUCGGGAGAAAGCUUAAUGACGAAGUUGUUUUGGGAAGAAAAAAAUCCGAGUGAUUGAAUGGUUGAGAACCGUUGAUGGAAUCCACCCUUUUUUUUAGGAUCUCAUUUAUUCCCUCGCUCAUCUUUUUUUAUAUUCCCCUCAAAUCGGGGGGGAAUAGAAAAAAAAAGAAAAACAGGAUGCAAAACGUUGCAGUCUUCAUUUUCGAGCGCGAAGAAAAUAUCAGCAACCUGUGAUAGAAAUACCAAAUUGAUCUUUGUAGAAGGAAAAAGAAGGAAUCACUAACAAAGGACAUCCUAACACGAAAAAAAGAAAAACGGAGAAUCGGCUGUUGCAAGCCCGUCCAAGUGUUGAACACUUCCGCUCAACCAAAAAAAGAAAACUGUCGUUCAUGUUUUUGCGUCUUCCGCGUCGCCAAGAGAGAGUUUGUUUGUUUUGUUUUUUUUUUUCUCGAGCAGAGCUAUUUUAUUUUUUGGUGUAAAAACAUUUACCGGAUGUUAUACCGUUUGAAAAAGAAGGAAGAAAAAGAAAUAAGGGAGUGGCGGGGGUCAUUUUAGUUGAGUUGAACCUAGGAUUUAGAUUGCAACAAUCUUGGAUGGAGCACUUUUUUUGUUGUUGUUGAAAAAAAAAGAAGAAAACUUUUAGUUUUUUGUCCUCCUUUUUUGAUCUGCACCCUGAGAUGAGUUUCUCGGUUGGGUUGUUUUGAAGGGGGGAAAAAAGGAGGGAAGUGGGGGUCAAAAUUUAUAGUUCGGAUCUCAUGAACUGCGAAUUACUUGCCCGUUCCGAUUCGUGUGGUUUUUAAGCUUUUGUUGGCGAGAAAUGAACCCUGAGGGAAACAUUGUGUUGUGAAUCUUGCCCUGUCUGUGUUGUAUGUGCGUUCGUUGCCUUUUUGUUUUUGUUUUCCUGCAACUGAGAGUGAUCAAGUGAAUUGGCUUUCGUUAUGAGUAUGCAGCUUUGUUUUGUUGGUUCCCCCGGUUGGAAAGAGCUAUAUGAAUAAAGGUUUGAUCAAGCACAACA
Messenger RNA from Notodromas monacha, 4298 nucleotides. Lineage: Eukaryota; Metazoa; Arthropoda; Ostracoda; Podocopida; Cyprididae. The record is from the annotation of a GenBank genome assembly.